GUAGGUAAUUGUGAUUCCUUUUUGUAACUAAAUAUGUAGGUAGAUAUUUGUGUGACGCUCUCAUUAAAAUAAGAUAUCACUGGUUACGGACGUGUUUCAUUUAUUACAUUGGCGACGAGGAUUUUUAAUGCAAAAAACGGAAGAAUAUAUAGUUAAAUUGGAAGUUUGUGACGAAACACGCGUGGAAUACUGUGUGCACAUAAUGUCGAUCGGAAAAAUUGUAGAUUUUGACAUUCAGACGGGCAACUGGACGGCUUACGUGGAGCGGUUAGAAAUGUAUUUUCUAGCAAAUAAUAUAAAAGACAAUGUGAAAUUACCAACAUUAAUAUCUGUAAUGGGGGAUAGUGCAUAUGAAUUGUUAUCGACACUUGCAAAUCCAAAAAAACCAUCGGAAUUAACAUAUAUCGAAGCAGUGGAGCUAUUGCGUCAUCACCUCCAACCGAAGCCAUCACCGUUGGCAGAACGGUACAAGUUUAGACAGCGGCGACAAACAGACAACGAAUCCAUCAGUGAUUAUGUAGCAGUUUUAAAGAAGUUGUGUAAAAAUUGUGAUUUUGGCAGCACACUGGAGGAUAAUAUAAGAGACCAAUUGGUAUGUGGUAUUCGAAGUGACGUCAUCAGACAACGGUUGUUUGCAGAGGAAAAAUUAAUUACCUACGAAAAAGCGGUGACGUUGGCAGGCUCGUUAGAAGCGGCGGAACGGGAUGCGUCCCUUGUCGAUUCAGGCAAAUACUCAUCAGAAUUAACCAAUAAUGCAGUCGACGGGACCAGCGGGCUGCAUACCAUGGGAUCAUUCAUAAGCCAGCGCGGCGGUAAUAGGACACGACCGGCGACAGCAAACGCAAGGCCAGGGGGCGGCAUGGUGCCCCGUAUUAUUGAUAUUUGCGGGUCAUGCGGAGGACGAGAUCACUUAGCAAAUAACUGCAAAUUUAUCAGUUAUGUCUGCAGUAAGUGCGGUACGACAGGCCAUUUGCGUCGAGUCUGUCCCAUGGAGAGGCUAACGUCUGGAAGUGGCGGAAGGGAACACCGACAACGUCAGCAACGCGGAAUUACAAGAGAUCGGCGUGGUUCACGAUAUAACAAUAUCGGCGCAGGUGGCGUGCGAAAUACGAAUUUUAUUGGAAAUGCCGGAUCAAUCGACAGCGACGAGAUAGCAGAUGAAGACAGCCUAGAGGAGGAGCCAGUAAUGCAGAUGUCGUUAUCGCAAUACAAACCGGUGAGCAUUUAUUUAACUGCAGAUAAUAGGGACUUAUUUAUGGAAAUUGAUACGGGUUCCGCACUUUCGUGUAUAAGUAAAGAAACAUAUAAUUGUAAUUUUGGUCACCUACCAUUACUAAAAUGUCAAGUAAUAUUAACAUUUUACGACGGAACUAAAGUCUGUCCUUUAGGGUAUUGUGAGGUACAAGUGAAAUAUAAAGGUUGCUCAAAAAUAUUAGAUUUAUAUGUAAUGAAUAAUGGUACUACGACUCUGGUGGGCCGACAGUGGUUGGCAGAGUUAAAUAUAGAAAUACCAAAGUUCAGUUCCCAUACGGUACAUGUACCAAAAUUAUUUUAUUUGAAUACGCCGACCGCUGUAAAUAAAUUAUUUUCCAGCUACGCUGAGCUGUUCGACGGUGCGGUAGGCCGCUAUACUGGCGGCGCGGCGCGGCUGCACGUGCGCGAGGGCGCCGCGCCCGUGUUCUGCCGCGCGCGCCCCCUGCCGUAUGCGUUGCGCGAGCGCGUCGACGCGGAGCUCGAUGCCAUGCUGCGCGGCGGCGCGGCGGCGUCAUCGAACCGGUCGACUCCUCGGACUGGGCCACGCCGUUAG
Messenger RNA from Achroia grisella, 1807 nucleotides. RefSeq lists its product as uncharacterized. The record is from RefSeq and is a predicted model, not a curated record. Lineage: Eukaryota; Metazoa; Arthropoda; Insecta; Lepidoptera; Pyralidae. The transcript has a single exon. Gene Ontology annotation, molecular function: nucleic acid binding; zinc ion binding. Bases 128 to 1807 code for a protein of 559 amino acids.